Penicillium olsonii is the source of this 726-nucleotide messenger RNA. The record is from the annotation of a GenBank genome assembly. Lineage: Eukaryota; Fungi; Ascomycota; Eurotiomycetes; Eurotiales; Aspergillaceae.
AUGGGCCUCAUUUCCCGCCACUUGAAUGACCAGUCCAUAGGCGGCUUUUUUGGAGACUCAUCCACAGUCGCAUUUAUCAAUCAAUUACAGGACGCAGUAUCGAAAACACCAGCCCCAUUACAGGCAUCUCGGCGUCAAUUUGACCCGAAAACCGCGACCAACUUCAAUGCGAAUGAUUUACAAGUCUUACUCCCACCGCGCACAUUGGCAGACCACCUUGUCGACUGUUAUUUUUCUAAAAUUCAUAGUCUAUACCCGUUCGUGCACAAAGAAGCAUUUCUCACAGCCUAUGAUUCACUGCGGAGAAAUAAGGACACUCCAUCAGGGCGAUCAACGAAUGGCCUUGGUCUAGGGGAUGCCGGAGGCAAUCUCAUAACUUUUUACUAUGGGCUGAAUAUGAUUUUCGCUCUAGGCUGCCAGUUCUCUGAUAUCGUUCAGCACGAACGAGAGGCUGUAUCCGAGGCCUUCUUCCAAACAUGCAAACCAGUUCUAGAUUUAGACUAUCUCGAAAACGGCGAUCUUGCCUUGGCGCAGACUCUCCUUUUGAUGGCCCACUACCUGCAAGGCUCCCGCACCCCCAACCGCUGCUGGCACGUAAUUGGAACGGCUUGCAGAUUGGCACAGGGAGUAGGGCUGCAUUCCGAUGUUGGGAAUGAGCAUCGAUCAUUUGCCGAGACACAGAUUCGACGGAGAGUAUGGCAUGGUUGUGUGAUGCUUGAUCUGUGA